ACCUGACAGUAACACGCGCGAGGAACGUUUCACAGCUCGCUCUGCCCCGCCCACCCUGACACACACACACACACCGCAGCAGGUUCCUCCAGCACACAGACGUCUCUGCGCUGUUCUGCAGGAAACGGAACCCACCGGAACCGGACUGAGACCGAGCCGCAGCAAGGUUCCGGUUCUGCUGACGGGAUCCAGAGCGGGUGGAUGUUCAGAGGUUGAUGAGGAUGAUGAUGAUGAUGAUGACAUCCUCCCCCUCAGAGAAGAUGAAGAAGAAACCUCCAAAGGACAGUCUGACUCUGCUGCCAUGUUUCUACUUCGUAGAGCUGCCCAUUGUGGCUUCUUCUAUGGUGUCGCUGUACUUCCUGGAGCUGACCGAUGUGGUGAAGCCGGCUCAAGUGGGUUUCCGGUGCCACGACAGAGAUUUGAGUAUGCCGUACGUGGAUGGAGGAGAUGAGCUGAUCCCACUGUUGAUGCUUCUAAGCCUCGCCUUCGCUGGACCCGCUGCUUCGAUUAUGCUGGUGGAAGGAGCAAUCUACUGCCUGCAGUCCCGUCUGAAACUCCGCCGAGCUGAGGGAAGCAUCAAUGCCGGCGGCUGCAGUUUCAACUCCUUCCUGAGGAGGACGGUCCGUUUCGUAGGUGUGCACGUGUUUGGCCUGUGUGCGACCGCGCUGCUCACUGACAUCAUCCAGCUGUCCACGGGGUACCACGCACCAUUCUUCCUCACUGUCUGCAAACCUAACUAUACUCUGGCGGGUGUGUCGUGUGACAAGAAUGCCUACAUCACCACAGACAUCUGCUCUGGGCAGGAUGAGCACGCCAUCAUGGCUGCGAGAAAGACGUUUCCUUCCCAGCAUGCAACUCUGUCAGCGUUUGCUGCUGUUUAUGUUUCUAUGUACUUUAAUUCGACCAUCUCAGACAGCACCAAGCUGCUCAAACCCGUGCUGGUGUUUGCAUUUGCCAUUGCUGCGGCGCUGACUGGCCUGACUCAGAUCACACAGCAUCGUAGCCACCCCAUCGACGUCUAUGUGGGCUUCCUCAUCGGAGCCUUCAUUGCCGCCUACCUGGCCCUUCACGCUGUCGCCAACUUCAAAUCAUCUGAUGACAUCACUCCACCCCCACCUCCUCCACCCCUAAAGGCGGACCCUCUCCGAGCACUGACUGAGCGGGGACACGAGUCGGUCUAUAACAAAGGCCCUGCGUCUGCCUCAGAGAGUAACGAUGAGAUAGCGGCAGCUCCGGCUCCCAUGGACCGGCUGGAUGGCCUGGGGCCCCUGCAGAGGGAGAAGGGCUCCAUGGGAAGCCUGAAGAGGGCCAGUGUGGAUGUAGAGCUGCUGGCUCCCCGAAGCCCCAUGGGAAAGGAGACCAUGGUGACCUUCAGCAACACGCUGCCAAGAGCUAGCAUGAAUGUAAAUGGUGUACUGGGGGCCAACGAUGCCUCUGAGGAGCCGGUGCAGCCGGUCCAGCCAGUGCAGCCAGUGCAGCGCCGUCUGAAGGCUGUUCAGGUGCCCAUGGACCCUAUGCGGUCACAGCAGCUGGUGUCGGAGUGGAAGCAGAAGUCGAUGGAGAUGCGAGGUAUGGGUGUCCGGGACGAGGCAGAGCACGAAACCAGUGAGGACGGCUCUGAGGUAGGCUCUGUGGGGACUGACGAUGGUGGUUCUCAAGCCCCGAUCUACCAGCCUGCAGUGCAUGCCGGGAGGGCAAACGCAAGUCGCAACCCCACUCCACCUCCAGGGGGGGCCAAAGCUGUGGCAACACCCAGACCCCCACAGAUCCCAGAAGCAGGACCUCCACCGGUUUCUCCAAAAAGCGCCCUAACCCGAGCCAAGUGGCUCGCCAUUCGGGAGAAGACAACCGGGGAGGGGUCCGGGCGUGGUGCUGCCAACCAGCCACGACUCAUGCAAGUCAUUGCCAUGUCCAAGCAGCAGGGCCUCCUGCCGUCCUCGUCCUCUGGGGAGAAGUCCUCCGAAACCACAUCCACCUGCUCUGCCAUCUCCUCCGCUGCCGACUCGCCACACUACCGCCACCCCUUUGAGCAACCACGGGAGGGGCCAGGUAUCAUCACAGUGGAUGCCCAUGCCCACUAUCCUGUUGUCCAAGUCCCGCUUCCUCCCCAGGCCCAGCCCCCAUCAGGUAAUGGUAACCCAUGGGAGUGGGUGGGGGCAUCCAAUGGGGGAGACCCACGAGAAACCUACAACCUCUCUAACCUGAAUCGAGGAGAUUCGGCCAGCCGCAGCAGCAGCAGCUUCCACCCACGCCGCUCUGCCUCACCAUGCGCCACUGUCGACCCUACCUUAUCCUCAAGCCCACCUCACCAGCAGGUAGAGAUGUCAUCAGAUGCUCAGCGCAGGGAGAUGGCCAUGAGGCGCAAGACAGCACUGGUUCUGUUGGAUCGAGAGAUCCGUAACCAGACUGAGCAGGAGAACUAUUAUAAGAGUCUGCAGGGACGGAGGUUCAAAGAUUAGUCUGUUACCUUUCAAAAUAAAAGCCUUACUCUGAAACUGGUCACUAACAGCACAAAACCUGGUUGGCAACAAGGAGCGUGAUGCUAUGCAAGCAACAAGCUGUGAGAAGAGGUUUCCACCCAGGAGAUGAUGAGCUCAAGGUUUAGGAGCUCAACACUUGGACAGUUUCUCUCCACAAAAAGACAUCUUACCUCUCAGAGAGUCUAGGAGGACAUCAAUGCUAUUGCAACUAUUUAUUUUUCCAAGUGAACCCACCACAGAGGACCAUAUUAUUAUUAUUAUUAUUAUUAUUAUUAUUAUUAUUAUUAUUAUUCUUGAGAUAAGUUGCUAUCCAAAGAAAUCAUCCCAAGAAGGAUGGAUUCAGUGGUUAUAAACAGAGACAGAGGUGUUGUUCACAUUUAUCAGAUGAUCUCACUGUUUUUGGUCAGUGAUGGUGCUGAGGUACCUCUGCUCUUCCACCCAUUCAGUUUCCUGUUCAGUGACUUUAACUUUAGAAAGGAUUCAGGCUGUGGCUAAAGGACAGUAUUAAUCCUGAAGGAAUCCAAUCACAAACUUCUUUAGACUGACACAGACUGUCCCAAUUGUUCUGUGAUCCAGAAAGGAACACCUCCAUCUGUGCCGAAGAGAUGCUGUCCACUGUGUUGAGCCUCUAAGAAGAAAGGAACUCAUUCAAUAAACAGCUCAAAGUCAAAGCACAGAGACAAACUCAAACAGUAAAUUUUUGAAACACCCGAACAAACCCUAGCCCUGCAGCAAACAAGAUCCCUGCAACAAACAAGAACCCUAUGACAAACAAGAACCCUCCAACAAACUUGCGACAAACAAAGAACCCUGUGACUAACAAGAACCCUUUGAUAAACCUGAACCCGCUGACAAACCCUAACCCUCCAUCAAACAAGAACCCUGCAACAAACCCUAACCCUGCGACAAACAAGAACCCUCCGACAAACAAAAAUCUUCCAAUAAACAAGAACUCUCCAACAAACCCUAACCUUCCAACAAACCGUAGCCCUGCGACAAACCAUAACCCUGCGACAAAUAAGAACCCAGCAGCAGAACCCAACCCCUCCAGUUAUGGAUUCUGUGAUGGCGGCGAUGUUGGCAGUCGAACUCAGAUUGUAUAUUUCUUGCCUCUCUGGUGUGAUGGUUUGGUUGCUAUAGUGAUUCUCAGCAUGUUUGUUUGUUUGUUUGUGUGUGCUGCUGUCUGAUUGGUGGAGGUUGUGAGCGUUUUGUUUUUGUGUGUGAAUGAUAGUACUUAUUACUAAUGGACCGACAUGAGAUUAAAUCUCGUCACAGACGUUUAGGUUCAAAAAGAAACUAGGUGAUUUUAUUUCAGAGCUUUAUAAGUGCGAAAGACGGCCGAAGGUUUACGUGCGUGAAUAUUAAUCAAAUGUUUCUUCAAAGAAUCGGAAUGGAAAAUGGUGUUAAAGCCAUGGCUUCACAGUAAAGUUAUUUAUUUCUGUCUACAGAAAGUUUAUGUUUCAGUUAAACAAGAUUACCUAUUUGAUUGAUUAUGCAUGUCCUGAUUGUCCACAGAGAUCAACAUCUCUAUGAAACAUCUGAAACACCAAUGAUAAUUAACGUAGCGUUGCUAAAACGUUUUUUAGCCCAACGAUAGUGAUUCAGAGCAACAUUAUGGACAACUUGUGGUGUUUUGACCAGCUAAACUGACAUAUAUAACCGUAAAGUUAAUACCAGAUCGAAGUUUCUAUUUUCUUGGAUAAACCUGCAUAUUCUGCCAUCCAAACAUUCAUCUUGUUAGCUUCUUAUCCAGCUUAGGGUCACCUUGUGAUUCAGGUUGGUUUAACUCUGUGAGGUCAUCAUCUGUUAUGACCCCAACCCCCUAACCAUUUGUUUUAAGCCUCGUCCACAGAUGAAAUGAUUCAAUCUGUAGCAGAUGGUUAAUCUCUAAAAAGACUUUUCAGUUUAUAUGAGGUAGAAAGACUUUUGUUGUUCCCUGAUUGCUGAGAUUUAGGAGAACAUUUUUUAAAAUAUUACAUAUUCUGACAGGACAGGAUUAGGGUCAUCGUGAUCAUUUUUUUGCUGUUAAAAUCCACUGUCUGUAGCAGACAUGGACGAAUCAAGAAAUACCUUAAAGAGAACAUGACGCGUUCCACAUAUAUAGCCUAAUUCCCAUCAUGGAGACCUCCUCUCAAAAACUGACAUAGAUGUGACUCUGUCUGUAAAGUUGGAUUUAAGAAAUAAGUGAUGAAAUAUAACGUUUCAAAAAUAUGUUUAGCACCAUCUUCUGUCAGUGCGGAACAUGACAUCAUGUGGUUGGUUGGUUUCAGGUAAUAGACAUUAGUUUAGGUUAGGACAGAACUGAUAACUCAGAGGAAAAUAAGGAAACUAAAACUAAAAACUAAUUGUUGUGUUACAAUGAGUUUAUGUUAAACUGAUUGUUGAAACUUGUUUGGCUAGCUGCACUCAAAUGGGAAAAUCCAUUAGCUAUAAUAUUCGGGUUCGUAAAGCACUUUAGAAAUGAGACCUGUUUGGAGGAGAGCCUGUUUGAGCCACCAGAGUGACAAGCUGGAGUCUCACAAUCCAGCUUUUCCUCAUCGGGUUGGGUGUACCAAGCCAUGCAGUCAGCUGGCUACAUUGUAGAUACUGAAGACAUCAAAUAUAUGAAGCAAGCUAUAUGGUAUUAUGUAGCAAAAACAAAAUUGAUAAAUAACUUUAAAUGUUUUAUAUUUUAGAUUCUCCAAAGAAGCCGCCCUUUACUUUGUUGACAGUGCUGCAAACCCUUGGCCUUCUCUCAAUGAGCUUCAUGAUGUGACACCUGAAAUGGUUUUUACUUCACAGGUGUGCCUUGUCAGGGUUCAUUUGUGUCUCACCCUUCUUAAUGGGUUUGGGACCAUCAGUUGUGUUGUGUAGAAGUCAGGUUGGUAUACAGCUGACAGCCCUCUUUGACAACUGUUAGAAUUCAUAUUAUGGCAAGAACCAAUCAGCUAAGAGAAACAGUCCAUCAUUACUUUAAGAACUGAAGGUUAGUCAGUCCGGAAAAUUGCUAAAACUUUGAGUGUCCCCAAGAGCAGUUGUAAAAAACACCAAGCACUAUGAUGAAACUGGCUCACAUGAGGACCGCCCCAGGAAAGGAAGACAAAGGAGUCAUCUCUGCUGCUGAGGAUAAAUUCACCCGAGUCACCAGGCUCAGAAAUCGCAAGUUAACAGCACCUCAGAUUAGAGCCCUGAUAAAUCCCGCACAGACACCACAGUCACCUGACCUAAACCCAAUGGAGAUGGUUUGGGAUGAGAUGGACCGCAGAGUAAAGGCAAAAGAACCAACAAGUGCUCAGCAUCUCUGGGAACUCCUUCAAGACUGUUGGAAAACCAUUUCAGGUGACUACCUCAUGAAGAUCAUCGAGAGAAUGGCAAGAGUGUGCAAAGCAGUAAUCAAAGCAAAGGCGGGCUAUUAUGAAGAAUCUAAAAUAUAAAACAUUUUUUGAGUUAUUUCACGCUUUUUUGUUUACUACAUAAUUCCAUGUGUUUAUUCAUAGUUUUGAUGCCUCAGUGGUGUAAAUUAUGCUUUAUAUGUGUAAUGUUUCAUGUCCUCUUUAAAGUUGCAUUCUGCUUUUAUGACCACCACUGUCUGUUGACACUGUAGAUUCUCACAGUGUCAACAGUAAUAAAAAUAAAGAAAACGCAUUAAAUAAGAAGGUGUGUCCAAAUGUUUAACUGGUAGUGUAUUUGGGCUUCGCUUUUCCUCACUUCUAAUAUGAAAUAAUCCAGUCAGUGAGAUGAUGUGAGGAAGAAACAAAGGGUCACCAAAAAGUGUGGCAUCUCUUCCUCAGAGGCUUCACUUUCUUGGGUUUUUUUCACAUCCACCUGUUUUCGAUGCAGACGUGCUGAUGGUAUUCCCAGUUGUGCUUCAGUAAAAAAAAAUUGUUACAUUUGUGCUUUGUUGUGCAUGUAGUGGGCUGUUAUGUUGUAAACUGUCUGGAUGUUUUUGGGAACAGAAAUUAUUUUGUUGCAUAAAUCAACGCUGAUCGCAUCAGCUGAUUCUGCUGCUUGGUACACUUGGUCAGAGGACAAAAAAUCAGUUCGUGUAGGUCAAGUAAACACCUGUCACCUGGCUCAAACAGGCUCUCCUCCACACAAACCCGAAUAUUAUGACUAAUGGCUGGAUUUUCCAAUUUGAGUGCAGCUAGCCAAACAGCAAAGAGCCGCUUACUGCUAAAGAGACAGAUGGUGAAAGUGGACAGUAUAUCCUCAGUUUAACAUAAACUCAUUGUUGCAGCCAGGGGCAACACAAAUGACAACCACAUGACAUCCCUGACAGAAGAUGGCUCUAAACAACUUUUAACUUUAAGCAUUUAUUUCUUAAAUCCUGCUUCAUAGACAGAGUUAUAUCUGUCAGUUUUUGAGAGCAGGGCUCAGUGGUGUAAAUUAUGCUUUAUAUGUGUAACGUUUCAUAUCCUCUUUAAAGUUGCAUUCUGCUUUUAUCGCCAUCAGAGGGCAAUACAUUUGGUUUAAAAAAAAAAACCUUUUGGUUUUAUUCAGGAUUCUUGUGUGAUAUCAUGUGCACAUUGCUCAAGACUUGUCUGAUAUAUUGGAUGUCAUACAACCACGUCACCACAGAGGGGUGUGGUUGUUUUUUCUCUCACAUUUUAAAGUUUAUCUCAUCAUUUAGCUGGUUCAUCACCACAGGUGUAGUGCUGUUUAACCGCUGUGCACCCACACGUUUUCUGCUUCUAUCGCUGUUUGAGCACGGAGGCUAACUGAACAUGAAGUCUUCAUCACUUCUUCCAUGCUGCUCGCAGCUCUAUCCUCCCUGAUGUGUCUUCUCUCACUCAGAAAUUUUUCUUAGUAAAGUCAGGGUUAUAAAUACAUCUGCAGCUUAGAUGGAGGCAGGAUUGAUCCAGAGGAGAGCAGAACUGCUGACCUAAACCGUGAACAUGAUUCACAGUGAGAUCCGGCCUGAGUUACAUAGUAACCAUGUUACGUCCAUAAAUGUUGGCUUUAUGGCCUGUGAUGCUGAGUAUUUAUUAAACUCAAGAUUCCACUGCAAACACUGCAGUUAUGCAUUGCUCUGCAUGACAAUUAGUUUGUAAUUAAAACGUGUCUGCGUGACUUUUCUCAGCAGUGUGCACACAGAGAAAGAGCUUUUUUCUCUCCCAGGGCCAUACACACCGCACACAUGUCUGUGAAAAUGCAGCUCUGACCGUGUUGAUGAGAUUAAUGUCUGAAUCCUAACAUAUGUAACAUCAACUUUAAUAACUGCCAGCAGAAACAACAGAGCCCAUAUUUAUGCUCAUGUCACAGUAACAGCACCUUUGUGAACUCGGGGAUGUCCCUGGUCUGUUCAUGUAAUGUCAGCUGUUUCCACCUGAGUCUCAGUCCACUCGAUGGAGCUUGCACUGUGUCACAAAUCUAAUGUCACAAACAUUGAUCCUCCUCCAGCCUCCUCUCACUGAUCUGAGCUCACGGUAAAACCUGAGCUUACACUGGAUUAUUCCGUGACGACAUCAGUCCACUCGAUGGACACAUGCUUGUGACAUCAUGCUUGUGAUUGCUGCUUUUUCUUGAUUUUGUUUUUGUGCAGACCAAUUGAGCUACGAUCACUCAGAUCCACUUAAAGCCAUGACUAAAUUUCUCCUAAUUAAGCUAACAGUGAAUAUUUUAUUUUGCAUUUGGAAAAAAGUGAUGGAGUGAUCCUCUGGCAGCACUACACCUGUGUUUAUCACUUCCCGAGUUUCAGGCAGGCCCAGACAGUGGCUUGCACGCUAAUGUCUUCUGACUGAAAAGCCUUCUAUAGGAAACACCCCUCUGCUUUGGGGGUGUAAUCAAAGAGCUGUGUGCUGCUUGAUGACAUCACGCAUGCUGAUUCGUUCCAUCAUGUAAAUGUUGGUUUGAGGACGAUAGGAGCUCAGAAGAAUAACAUCCUGAAACAAUUGGUCUGUAAAUACGAGGCGGUCCGUCCUGCUGUUCCCGUGUCCGUGUGUUGUUGCAUGUGAUGUUUCUAAAUCGGCGCGCUCUCAUCUGAAUGUAAAACCAUGAAGCAUCAUAUGAGUGUAUAAAGUGCUGCUAUAAAAAGAGCUGAAGAAGCUGUUUCAGGUGCAUGCUCUGUGGUUCCAAUUAAAGCUCGUUCAUCAUCA
This is a messenger RNA of Neolamprologus brichardi, 8554 nucleotides long. It is a transcript of the gene plppr3b, whose product is annotated as phospholipid phosphatase related 3b. The record is from RefSeq and is a predicted model, not a curated record. NCBI's taxonomy places the organism in Eukaryota, Metazoa, Chordata, Actinopteri, Cichliformes, Cichlidae. Gene Ontology annotation, biological process: phospholipid dephosphorylation; phospholipid metabolic process; signal transduction. Gene Ontology annotation, cellular component: plasma membrane. Gene Ontology annotation, molecular function: phosphatidate phosphatase activity.